Molecule: messenger RNA, 1518 nt
Organism: Pteropus alecto (black flying fox)
Lineage: Eukaryota; Metazoa; Chordata; Mammalia; Chiroptera; Pteropodidae
Gene: CHRNA9
Product: cholinergic receptor nicotinic alpha 9 subunit
Exons: 5
Coding region: 75-1514 (479 amino acids)
Biological process (GO): regulation of membrane potential; monoatomic ion transmembrane transport; nervous system process
Cellular component (GO): neuron projection; postsynaptic membrane; synapse
Molecular function (GO): transmembrane signaling receptor activity; acetylcholine-gated monoatomic cation-selective channel activity
Source: RefSeq, a predicted model, not a curated record
GACCCUUCUUACUCAUGGAGAAAAGUGGAAGACUGUACUGCCUGGCUGGGAAUUUCUAGUGGCUCAGAAAGAAGAUGAACUGGCCCCAUUCCUACAUCUUCUUUUGCUGGAUUUACUUUGCUACCUCCAGACUGAGGGCUGUAGAAACAGCAGAUGGAAAAUAUGCUCAGAAGUUGUUUAGAGACCUUUUUGAAGAUUAUUCCAAUGCUCUUCGUCCAGUAGAAGAUACAGAUAAAGUCCUAAAUGUCACACUACAGAUUACACUUUCUCAGAUUAAGGAUAUGGAUGAAAGAAAUCAAAUUCUGACUGCCUAUUUGUGGAUCCGCCAAAUCUGGCAUGACGCAUACCUCACAUGGGAUCGAGACCAGUAUGAUGGACUGGACUCCAUCAGGAUCCCCAGUGACCUGGUGUGGAGGCCGGAUAUUGUCCUGUAUAACAAGGCAGAUGAUGAAUCUUCUGAGCCUGUGAACACCAAUGUGGUCCUGCGGUACGAUGGGCUGAUCACCUGGGAUGCACCAGUCAUCACCAAAAGCUCUUGUGUGGUAGAUGUCACCUACUUUCCCUUUGAUAACCAGCAGUGUAACCUGACCUUUGGUUCCUGGACUUACAAUGGCAAUCAGGUGGACAUAUUCAACUCCCUGGAUAGUGGAGACCUCUCUGACUUCAUUGAAGAUGUAGAGUGGGAGGUUCAUGGCAUGCCUGCUGUGAAGAAUGUGAUCUCCUAUGGCUGCUGCUCUGAGCCUUACCCGGAUGUGACAUUUACUCUCCUUCUGAAGAGGAGGUCCUCAUUCUAUAUUGUCAACCUCCUCAUCCCAUGCAUCCUCAUAUCUUUUCUGGCUCCCUUGAGUUUUUAUCUCCCAGCAGCCUCUGGAGAAAAGGUCUCCCUGGGAGUGACCAUCCUUUUGGCCAUGACUGUAUUUCAGCUCAUGGUGGCAGAGAUCAUGCCAGCCUCAGAAAAUGUCCCUCUGAUAGGCAAAUACUACAUAGCCACGAUGGCCUUGAUCACAGCCUCCACUGCCUUGACCAUUAUGGUGAUGAAUAUCCACUUCUGUGGGUCCGAGGCCCGGCCAGUGCCACACUGGGCCAGGGUGGUCAUCCUGAAAUACAUGUCCAGGAUCUUGUUUGUCUAUGACGUAGGUGAGAGCUGCCUUAGUCUCCACCAUAACAAGGAGCGGGACUGCAUCAUGAAGGUUUAUGGCAAACUUCCAGAGCCUAAUCUAAAAACAGCCAGGUACAAACACCCUCCCAGGAAGAAGGAAAUGAACAAACUCUUAAAGAAUGACUUGGAGUACGAGGGUGAGAACCAGCAGGAUGGUGGUAGUUACUGUGCACGGUACAAAGUAUUGACAAGGAAUAUUGAAUACAUUGCCAAAUGCCUCAAAGACCACAAAGCCACCAAUUCGAAGGGGGGUGAAUGGAAGAAAGUUGCAAAAGUCAUAGACCGAUUCUUCAUGUGGAUAUUUUUCAUUAUGGUGUUUGUGAUGACCAUUUUGAUCAUAGCAAGAGCAGAUUAGUGGG